AAACAACACAGACGAUUCAUCUCUAAAAACCUACUCAGAAAAUGAGUGAUCGUUCAGUUUAUUGAUUGGUAUUCCAUACCUGACGAUGUCCGGAGAAAGUCAAUUAUGACAUCGGUACCACGGAGGUUUGAUAGAUGUAGAACAUCAAAGCGUUAUUGUGCUGAAAAACUCUGUUGCAAAUCCGAAAGGGCAGAGGCGACCUUUCACUGUGACGACUGUCACACUGACCAAUGUUAUGAUUGCGUCACAAGCAUACACCAGUCCAGUUCAAAAUUUGAGUUUCAUGACCGUUCAGAUAUAGUUCCCCCAUCGUUUGACUUGUUGUGUCAGAUAUCACUUGCUGACAAUAGCCGAAAGUGCACCGAAUUAAACUUUGCAGAUCUACACUGUGAAAUCUGUAAUAUUAACUUUUGCUUCACUUGUUUCGAAUUUUACCACAGGGGACCUAGAAGAACUCACAGGAAAACUAACUUCAAGGAUUACAAAUCCCGAGAAGCACAAAGACAUUUAGAGACUAUUGUAAAACCAACAUCUCCUGUGGAUACUGAAGACACUUCCUUAACUUUUGUAUCCUGUCCACAAAUACAAAUUGAUCAAGAAGUAACAAGCAGUAUGGAUUCAUUCAAUAGUGUGAAUUCUCGACACAGUCAAAAUGGAAGCAUACCUGAUUUAUGUUUGAACUCAAAUGAGAAAGACAUGAUUAAUAUCGAGGAAGAGCUGGCUGCCAGUCAAAUAGACGAACAUCAUUACAGCAGUCAAAGUUUUAUGCUUCUUGAUGGCCGAGAAAAGUUACAGGUUGAUGAUUUUGAAGACUUUUUGGUAAAGCUUGGAUGUGAUGAAGAGGAACAAGUAAAAGUUGUGUCAAUCUUCGGAAACACUGGUGAUGGGAAGUCCUACACACUGAAUUAUACAUUUUUUGGUGGAAAAGAGGUUUUUAAAACAUCUUCCCACCAAGAAUCUUGCACUAUAGGAGUCUGGGCUUCAUAUGACCCUGUCACAAAAGCCAUUGUGAUUGACACUGAAGGAUUUCUAGGAGUAACAGCAAAUCAGAACCAGAGAUCACGACUGCUGUUGAAGAUCCUGGCUAUAUCAGAUGUUGUUAUUUAUCGUACACGUGCAGAACGCCUUCACAAUGACAUGUUCCAGUUCCUCUGCGAUGCAUCUACCGCAUAUACAAAGCAUUUCUCUCUAGAGCUGCAGGCUGCUGCCAAGCGCUGUCGAAAAAGUGCUGCAGAUCUCCAUCCGUCAGUGAUAGUUUUUCAUGAAACAACCAAUACCAGAGUUCUUGGGGAAGACAAUGGCGGUAAGCCAGCGGAGAGUGACCUCUUGGACAAGUUCCAGCAACUUGAUUGUCCGAUGCAUUUUAAGGACCUGAAAUAUGUUGGGACAAGGACCAAAGGGACCAAAACAGACUUCCGAAAGUUUCAAGCAGAACUCCAGGAACAACUGGAAAACAAGUCUCAUAGAGCUGCUAGAAAACCAGAGGUGGUGUAUACAACACUUAAGAAUUUAAACGACAAGUUCAGCGGUGAGAUUGAAAAGCCAGUGUAUGGGACAUUUCCUGACCAGAUGUUUACAUGUUCUGUCAAGUGUCUCUGUUGUGGGGAGAGCUGCUGUCUGAGUAUGAACCACAAAGCCGACCAAUCACAUAACACAGACAAGCGAUGUAAAUACCAACAUCAGUUUGGUAACAAGGUCUACUUGUGUAAGAGGUGCUGGAUGGGUGGUAAACAAAAUGUUGUGGUGCUGAAGACAUCCGAAUCAAAGGACAACGCAUGGAUGGGAUUCGCUAAAUAUGUCUGGGCAGGUGAAGUUCUGGAGUGUCCCCACUGUGGAGUUAUAUACCGGAGUCGAGAGAAGUGGUACGGUAACAGUCACCCAGAGGAAGCUGUUACCAUGGAUAUUAGACACGUAUGGCCUGAUGGUCUACAGAACUUACAGGGAGCUCAGAAUGCCGCCCGUAAGCUGGUAGAUGGUAUGCAUUACAUCGCCGACUCCAUCAGCAGUGUGGGGUCAGGACCAACCAAGAUGUUGUCUGACUGGAUGGCUGACAAAAUUGCCCCAGAUUACUGGGUUCCCAACACACAGAUAAAAGAAUGCAAUAUUUGUUCUAUAAAGCUGGAGAAUGAACAGAAGCAUCAUUGUCGUGCAUGUGGAAAGGGCUUCUGUGAUGGUUGUUCAUCUCAUCGGAGACCAGUGCCAGAGAGAGGCUGGGGAGAGAACGUUGCUGUUCGUGUGUGUGACAACUGUCAUACUGACACAAUGACAGGCUCGUCUGACAGUACUGGCAGUAAUUCCCAGACCACUGCCAGGCGUGUAGGAGAGGCAGUGACCUCAGCUAUUGGUGUGGCAGCCUCAACAUUUAACUAUCCUCUUGACAUGCUGAAGGACACUGCUAGGCCUGCCUACUGGGUACCAGAUACCGAUAUAAAGAACUGUUGUGUGUGCAGAGAGGAGUUUGGACCUAAGCGGGCCAUACAUCAUUGUAGAGCCUGUGGCAAAGGUGUAUGUGAAGCAUGCUCCCCUAGCAAACUUCCAGUCCCUAUUAGGGGAUGGGACUAUCCGGUCAGGGUGUGUACAAAGUGUGAGAAAAAGGCAGAUGAACUGGGAUCUACGUAGUCCCUUUCUGGGACCGGAGAUGUAUUAUUAAUUAAGUAUACAAGUCAGAACGAAUUCUAGAACUCUCCUGUCAAGGUACUGUAUAGCGUUUUAAAUUUGUGGGGUCAAUACAGUGGACCUGCGAUAAUCCGGACGCCGAUAGUCCGGAAAACUCACAGUCCGGACGGAAAUGCACGGGAAUGGAUUUCCGUAACGUUAUUUGUACUCACCAGUCCGGAAAUUCGGAUUCCGAUUCCGGAAGCCCAUUUUGGGAACGGAAAGUACUUUUCAUUAGUAAAUUUCCCUCGAUAAUCCGGACAAAUGUUUCACCACGAGGAGAAAAAAAUGU
This is a messenger RNA of Pecten maximus, 2947 nucleotides long. Its product is annotated as zinc finger FYVE domain-containing protein 1-like. The transcript is spliced from 11 exons. Gene Ontology annotation, molecular function: GTP binding; GTPase activity; zinc ion binding. The coding region runs from base 106 to 2619 and encodes 837 amino acids. The record is from RefSeq and is a predicted model, not a curated record. Lineage: Eukaryota; Metazoa; Mollusca; Bivalvia; Pectinida; Pectinidae.